GCUAACUUCAGUAUCAUAAAAAAGGCAGAUUUACAAUCAACUAGAAACUACAAUAAUACAAUAAACCCAAUAAACGCAAGCAGUCAUGGCAUAACCAACCCAAAAGCAGAAAGUGGUUUCAUUUCGCCGCCAUCAGCUCAUCUUCAUCCAUCUUCCACAUUUAAUUACAAGAUGACUGAGGAAAAAAUGGAAUUUAACAUGUCUUUGAAGGAUUGGGGUAAUGAAAAAUUGCAACGAGCACAAAAAACGGUCGACGAGAGCCCGUAUGAUUUGGAAGCAUGGAGUAUUUUGAUAAGGGAAGCACAAAAUAGGCCUAUCACCGAGGUUAGACCGGUAUUCGAAAAACUCGUGACUAUUUUUCCAUCUGCUGGACGAUACUGGAAAAUUUAUAUUGAACAAGAGUUGUUCCAAAGAUGCCUAAUGAAAAUCUUGAAUAUAGAAUUAUGGAAGUUAUAUCUUUCUUAUGUUAAAGAAACUAAAGCGAGUCUUGCUACGUAUAAAGAAAAAAUGGCACAGGCGUACGACUUUGCUUUGGAUAAAAUCGGUAUGGAUAUUCAUUCAUACAGUAUUUGGAAUGACUAUGUCACAUUUCUUAAAAGUGUUGAAGCAGUUGGUUCCUAUGCAGAAAAUCAAAAAAUCAGCGCCGUUCGUAAGGUGUAUCAACGAGGAGUUGUUAAUCCAAUGAUAAACAUGGAGCAAUUAUGGAAAGACUACAUGGCGUUUGAACAAAAUAUAAACCCUAUUAUUGCUGAGAAAAUGGCUAUGGAGAGAUCAAGGGAUUAUAUGAACGCCAGGCGCGUUGCUAAGGAACUUGAAGCGAAUACUCGUGGAUUAAAUCGCAGCGCACCAAGUGUCCCACCUACUGGACAUCCUGAAGAACUUAAACAGGUUGAAUUAUGGAAAAAAUACAUCGCAUGGGAACGCAGCAAUCCUUUGAGGACCGAGGACACAUCACUUGUUGCUAGGCGAGUAAUGUUUGCUAUCGAGCAGUGUUUACUGUGUCUGGGUCACCAUCCAGCAGUCUGGCAUCAAGCGGCCCAUUUUCUCGAGUUGAGCUCGAAAAUCCUGACGGAAAAAGGCGACGUCAAUGCUGCUAAAAAUUUGAGCGAUGAAGCUGCCACAAUGUUUGAACGCGCUACCAAUACCUUGCUUGCUAAAAAUAUGCUGCUGUACUUUGCUCACGCGGACUUUGAAGAAGGGCGGGUUAAAUAUGAAAAAGUACACCAGAUUUACCAAAAGUACCUUGAUAUUCCAGAUAUCGAUCCGACACUAGCUUAUGUGCAGUACAUGAAAUUCGCUAGAAGAGCUGAAGGAAUUAAAUCUGCUAGAACAGUAUUUAAACGCGCACGUGAAGAUCCACGGUCGCGUCAUCAUGUUUAUGUCGCGGCAGCGCUGAUGGAAUACUAUUGCACUAAGGAUAAGAAUAUUGCAUUUAGAAUUUUUGAAUUAGGUCUAAAGAAAUUUGCUGAUAAUCCCGACUAUAUUUUGUGCUAUAUCGAUUAUUUGUCGCACUUAAAUGAGGAUAAUAAUACUCGUGUAUUAUUCGAAAGAGUUUUAUCAUCCGGUAGCUUAGAACCUGAAAAAUCAGUUGACAUUUGGAAUCGUUUUUUGGAAUUCGAAUCAAAUAUUGGUGACUUGGCGAGUAUCGUUAAGGUUGAAAAACGUCGAAGCGCAGUGUUAGAAAAGUUAAAAGAAUUUGAAGGCAAAGAAACAGCUCAAUUAGUUGACAGAUAUAAAUUUUUGGACCUUUAUCCAUGCUCGACGAUGGAACUAAAAUCGAUUGGAUACCACAUCGGAAAUUUGGGUAGAAAUAAUAUCGGAGGCUCGUUACAGAGAUCACAAGACAACGAAGAAGUUAUAGCUGCGUUACCUCGCCCAGAUAUAUCACAAAUGAUACCCUUUAAACCAAAAGUUCAUGCAGUACCCGGUGAACACCCAGUUCCAGGUGGCGCAUUUCCAUUACCACCAGCUGCCGCUCAACUGUGCACGUUACUUCCGCCACCGGGUUGCUUUCGCGGGCCUUUUGUCGCAGUCGACCUUCUUAUGGACGUUUUUAGUCGUAUACAACUACCUGAACAAGCUCCACUGCCAAUUGCAGACAAUGGAUGUGAUACAAAAUUAUUUGAUCUCGCAAAAUCCGUACACUGGAUCGUAGACGAAAGCAAUGACGGUCUCGGAAUUUCUACUAAAAGACGACGAACACGCAUAGGUGCUGAUGACAGCGAAGAUGAAGACUUACCACCGCCGCCUGCUAAUGACAUUUAUCGUCAGAGGCAACAAAAACGUGUUAAA
Cotesia congregata is the source of this 2292-nucleotide messenger RNA. Lineage: Eukaryota; Metazoa; Arthropoda; Insecta; Hymenoptera; Braconidae. The record is from the annotation of a GenBank genome assembly.